This is a messenger RNA of Periconia digitata, 1846 nucleotides long. The record is from the annotation of a GenBank genome assembly. Lineage: Eukaryota; Fungi; Ascomycota; Dothideomycetes; Pleosporales; Periconiaceae.
ACAUUUUCCGAUAUGAAGACCGAUUUCCAAUUCUCCAACCUACUGGGAACCGUAUACAGCAGAGGAAACCUUUUGUUCACACCAGAUGGCACAUGCCUGCUGUCCCCAGUAGGCAAUAGAGUGUCUGUUUUUGACCUCGUCAACUCGAAAUCCUACACCCUUCCCUUCGCACACCGACGCAACAUUGCGCGAUUAGCAUUGAACCCCAAAGGAAACCUGCUUCUUUCCAUCGACGAAGAUGGUCGCGCCAUCCUCACCAACAUUCCCCGCCGCAUCGUUCUUUACCACUUUUCGCUCCGUGGCGAGGUAAACGCUCUUGCAUUCGCUCCUUCCGGUCGUCAUUUCGCAGUGGCCACGGGCCGUCAAAUUGAGGUAUGGCACACACCAUCCACGCCAGACGUCGCCGAUGGAGACCUCGAAUUCGCGCCGUUUGUGCUGCACCGACUUUACCUUGGCCACUUUGAUACUGUUCGGAGCAUAGAAUGGUCAGCAGAUUCUAGAUUCUUCCUCAGUUCAUCCAAAGACAUGACCUCGCGGAUAUGGAGUUUGGAUGCCGAAGAAGGCUUUGCGCAAACCACAUUGUCAGGCCACAGGCAAGCAGUGGUGGGCGCUUGGUUCUCCCAAGACCAGGAAACCAUCUACACAGUCAGCAAGGAUGGAGCACUCUUCGUUUGGAGAUACAUGCUUCGUUACGACGCGCCCGAGGACGCCGAAGAAACAGACGAGAAUAUGCAGUGGGGUAUUUCGGAACGUCACUUCUUCAUGCAGAAUAAUGCCCAUGUUACAUGUGCCAGCUUCCACCCUGAGACCAAAUUGCUCGUCACUGGUUUUUCACAUGGCAUUUUCUUCAUACAUGAGCUCCCCGGAUUCAGCCAGAUUCAGAACUUGAGUAUAUCGCAAAAUAACAUUGACUUCGUAGCCAUCAACAAAACCGGCGAGUGGCUAGCGUUCGGAGCUUCAAAAUUGGGGCAACUGCUAGUGUGGGAAUGGCAGUCAGAGUCUUACAUUUUGAAACAGCAGGGUCACUUUGACGCUAUGAACACAAUCGCUUACUCGCCCGAAGGGCAGCGCAUAAUAACUGCCGCGGAUGAUGGCAAAAUCAAGGUCUGGGACGUCAACUCGGGAUUUUGCGUCGUGACAUUCACUGAGCACCUGGGAGCUGUCACAGCAAGUGAAUUUGCCAAACGUGGAAACGUAUUAUACACCGCAAGCUUGGAUGGGUCAGUAAGAGCAUGGGAUCUCAUUCGAUAUCGUAACUUCCGCACUUUCACCGCACCGUCACGACUGCAGUUCACUUCAUUGGCGAUUGAUCCUAGUGGCGAAGUUGUUUGCGCUGGAUCACUCGAUUCUUUCGAUAUCCACAUUUGGUCUGUCCAGACCGGGCAACUACUAGAUCGGUUGACAGGGCACGAAGGACCAGUGAUGUCACUAGCAUUUUCACCCGAUGGCAGCACAUUAGUGAGUGGCAGCUGGGAUCGUACAGUUCGCCUCUGGAACAUAUUUGCGCGCACACAAACGAGCGAGCCGUUGCAACUCAUGUCAGAUGUUGUAUGCGUCGCAGUCCGCCCUGACUCGCAACAAAUCGCCGUUACAACACUAGACGGCCAAUUGACCUUUUGGUCUGUAUCGGAGGCCAGUCAGCAAAACGGCAUUGAUGGACGUCGUGAUGUGUCGGGUGGACGAAAGAUGACAGAUCGACGAACAGCUGCCAACGUAGCUGGAACCAAAAGUUUUGAUACGGUGAAGUAUAGCGCAGACGGCACAUGUGUUCUUGCUGGAGUUCACCGUCUCUGUGAACCUCGCUCUGGACGGGACGCAAGAGUUUCUAAACAGUAGACUUCUCACU